Rhipicephalus sanguineus (brown dog tick) is the source of this 1131-nucleotide messenger RNA. RefSeq lists its product as uncharacterized. NCBI's taxonomy places the organism in Eukaryota, Metazoa, Arthropoda, Arachnida, Ixodida, Ixodidae. Gene Ontology annotation, biological process: proteolysis. The record is from RefSeq and is a predicted model, not a curated record. The transcript has 5 exons. The coding region runs from base 1 to 1131 and encodes 376 amino acids. Gene Ontology annotation, molecular function: metalloendopeptidase activity.
AUGACGACUGCCACGUCGACACUCUGCGCCCCUCCUAAGUCCCCCGCCACGUCCGCCCCGAAGGUGACCAGCUCCGGUCAGCGUGACCAGGCCAAGAAUGACGGAACCCAGGAGGAAACGCCAAGGUCGCAACUUGCGGGCGUCGCCAAUCCGCAAGAUUCCGAUCAUUCAGCCACAGUGCCAGAGGCGACCAAGGCGAAGUCGGAGGGAGACGUCACUGCCCUUUUCGUCUCCAAUCCUAAAGUGAAAAAGGUGGAGCCUGGCACUUCAGACCAGGAACGCAGAGCGACCACGAAGACAUCGCCAGCCUCGGAUGACAAAGCUGAGACGUCCAGCGAGACUACUCCGGCUGCACCUGCGCCGGAAGUGGCACCGAGCGCGGCUACCGCAGUUGCAGCACCGGAUACCAUUUCCGGCGCUCGCAAUCCUUCAACGACCAGCGCGCAUUCGGGUCCGGGUGCGUCGAGGGCAUCUAGGCCGUCUGCCGCCAGCUUGGCCCUCUCCAAGAAACGCCGAGCGAGCGGUGCCGCUGUCCACAGCGGCGUCCUGACGUUCCUCGCCUACGGCACAUGCGCCGUGCUCGUCGUCGGCACUUUCGUCGUGUUUCUCAUCUUGUUCAAGCACUCCGCUCUCGAGAACUUCGACAGUUCCACACCCAGAGUGGAACAGUACUGUCACACGAAGGACUGCGAGCAGCACGCGCAACUUAUCUUGUCCAAGGUGAACAUGAGCGUGGACCCGUGCGAGGACUUGAACGCGUUCGCCUGCUCGGAUUGGGAGCCCCAAGGCGACAGCUACGCCAACUAUGGCGCUGCGCUGGACAGCGAGGCGUUCCACGACUGGUUCACCAAUUUCAAGCACUCACUGGGCGAAGGCAGCGCCCACCUGCACGCAGGCGCCAGGGCGCUCGCCAUGUUCGGUGCUUGUCUGUGGCACCGCACCACCACCGAGGAGGCCGAGCGUGGUAAGCGUUUGCUGCGCGAGGUCAUGUCCAAGAUGCGCAUUCCGUGGCCGGACGAGCCGAGUGCCAACGUGGAUCCGCUCGGUGUGCUCAUCGAUCUGUCCUACAGGCAACUUCUUAAGCUACUGGAGCUCCAACGUGGCGGCUUUGAUGAUGUCAAGGAAGCGUAG